AUGCAGCCGCAGUACAACGACAGACAGCAGCUAGAGACACAGAUACAGAUGCAACAGAUGCAGCAGAUGCAGAUGCAACAGAUGCAGAUGCAACAGAUGCAACUACAGUUUCAGCAGCAGGCGCAGCAGGCGCAGAUGCAAGGGCCUGUGCAGCAACCGCUGCAAACACAGCUUCCGCCACCACCACAAGAGCAGCAAGCACAGGUGCAGGCACAGGCACAAGUGCCGGUGCAGCUAGCAGGCCAACAGUCCCCGCAGCAGCAACAGCAUCUUACGAAACGAGCCCGCCGGAGGCUCCAGAUCCAGUCGAAGCUGGCCAAGAUGGACCAGCAGUUUGUGGCGGACAAGGACGUGCACUACCGGGACUCGUUGAUACAGCUACAGUACAAGCUCAGCUCGUUGCAUUCGGGCGAGAACGCCGAGAACAUGCAGAAGGUUCGAGAUCUCGAGGAGUGGCGGGACGCGGAGUUGUUGCGACUCCGGUUGGCGGAGGAGUACCAGGUGCGGUUCAUUAACGAGUCGUUCAAGCAUGAGUACGAGCAGACGGUGGAAAACACAAAGUCGAUUGUGGAGAUGGUGAAGACGAAGCUCCAGGAGGGUCUCAUCAGCAAGAUCAAGCAGUUGAAGGAGGACAAGGCGUUGAUCGACAUCGUCACGUCGUCCAAGUCUGUCGGGGUGCACACGUCGUCGAGGUCGCGGUCGAGCCUGAACCACGACGCCAACGGCGGAUACAGCACCGACGGCACGGGCGCCACCGCCACCGCCACCGCCAACGGCAACACGUCCGGCUUCGACACAAACUCAAGCUUCUUCUUCUCCGGCGAGCGCAGGUCCCGGCGAAAGCGGCACCACGAGAGCAGCGUGCUCCACGACUCCAACCUCACCAACUCCAACGACGAUUCCUAUGACUCGAGCACCGCCGCCGGCUCGAGCACCCGCAAGAAGAACAAGGGCAACGGCAACGCCUCCUCGGCCACCGAGGACUCCAACAAGAUCCUCACCGAGAACCCCGUCUUGAACGAGUUUCUCUAUGGCAGCAAGAGCGUCGCCCGCAAGGACAAGGUCAACAUGAAACACCCAAGCAAGGGCACCCAGCACUGCCCGCCCUUGAAGCCCGAGGAAAUCAACGAGGACUUGUCGUUUCUUCGCAACUUCCGAAAGGGCAGGACCACCUAG
Molecule: messenger RNA, 1176 nt
Organism: Pichia membranifaciens NRRL Y-2026
Lineage: Eukaryota; Fungi; Ascomycota; Pichiomycetes; Pichiales; Pichiaceae
Exons: 1
Coding region: 1-1176 (391 amino acids)
Biological process (GO): negative regulation of transcription by RNA polymerase II
Cellular component (GO): Sin3-type complex
Molecular function (GO): histone deacetylase binding
Source: RefSeq, a predicted model, not a curated record